Messenger RNA from Hyphopichia burtonii NRRL Y-1933, 863 nucleotides. It is a transcript of the gene DPM1, whose product is annotated as dolichyl-phosphate beta-D-mannosyltransferase. Gene Ontology annotation, molecular function: dolichyl-phosphate beta-D-mannosyltransferase activity. Gene Ontology annotation, cellular component: endoplasmic reticulum membrane. The transcript has a single exon. Gene Ontology annotation, biological process: protein O-linked glycosylation via mannose; GPI anchor biosynthetic process. The record is from RefSeq and is a predicted model, not a curated record. The coding region runs from base 58 to 777 and encodes 239 amino acids. Lineage: Eukaryota; Fungi; Ascomycota; Pichiomycetes; Serinales; Debaryomycetaceae.
AGUAAUUGCAACAACAGCAAGCAUAUUCAGAGUAUAGAAAGAGAAGACCGGAUAAAUAUGAGUGCUAAUAAAUAUUCUGUGAUCUUACCAACAUAUAACGAGAAGAGAAACUUACCAAUUUUGGUUUAUUUAUUGGCCAAAACAUUUAAGGAACAAAACUUAGAUUGGGAAGUUGUUAUUGUUGAUGAUAAUUCGCCUGACGGGACCCAAGUGAUUGCUAAGAAGUUGAUUGACAUCUAUGGGGAAAACCAUGUUCAAUUGAGAGCAAGAGCAGGUAAAUUAGGGUUAGGUACUGCUUAUGUUCAUGGAUUACAAUUUGUAACUGGGAACUUUGUUAUUAUUAUGGACGCUGAUUUCUCUCAUCACCCGGAAGCUAUUCCUGAAUUUAUUGCUAAACAAAAGACGGAAGAUUUUGAUAUUGUGACUGGGACCAGAUACGUUGGUAACGGGGGUGUUUACGGUUGGGACUUGAAGAGAAAGUUAGUUUCUAGAGGAGCCAACUUUUUGGCAUCUACUGUUUUAAGACCUCAUGUAUCUGAUUUAACUGGUUCUUUCAGAUUGUAUAAGAAAGAAGUUUUAGCUAAAGUCAUCGAUGAAACCAAGUCUAAAGGUUAUGUUUUCCAAAUGGAAAUGAUGGUUAGGGCCAAAGCUUUAGGGUUCGCUGUAGGUGAAGUUCCGAUCAGUUUCGUCGACAGAUUGUACGGUGAAUCCAAAUUAGGUGGUGACGAAAUUGUCCAAUACUUGAAAGGGGUCUGGAGUUUAUUCACCAAUGUAUAAUAAAUAUACCUUUGAUUCUACUUUUUUUUCCUUUAAUAGCUUCAAUUCAUUUUUCACCUGUUAAUAUACAUACUGUUUUAUACCGC